GCCUUGUACGGACACACCCAGGCUGUCACCUGCCUGGCAGCAUCAGCCACCUUCAGCAUCCUGGUGAGCGGCUCCCAGGACUGCACCUGCAUCCUGUGGGACCUGGACUACCUCACCCACGUGGCCCGCCUGCCUGCCCACCAGGAGGCCAUAUCUGCCGUGGCCAUCAGCGACAUCUCGGGCAUCGUUGUCUCCUGUGCUGGAGCCCAUCUGUCCCUGUGGAAUGUCAACGGACAGCCCCUGGCCAGCAUCACCACAGCCUGGGGCCCAGAAGGAGCCAUAACCUGCUGCUGCACGGUGGAGGGGCCAGCAUGGGACGCAAGCCACGCCAUCAUCACUGGAAGUCGCGACGGCAUGGUCCGGAUUUGGAAGACUGAGGACAUGAAGGGGUCUGUUCCUGGGCAGGUGACACCGGAGGAGCCCUCGGCUCCGCCCACCAGUCCGAAAGGUCACAGGUGCGAGAAGAAUCUUGCCCUGUGCAGAGAGCUGGACAUCAGUGUGGCUUUGACAGGGAAGCCCAGCAAGACCAGCCCUGCGGUGACUGCUCUGGCCAUGUCCAGAAACCAGCCCAAGCUCCUGGUAGGCGAUGAGAAGGGGAGAAUAUUCUGCUGGUCGGCAGAGGGGUAGGAAGGAAGAGAUGGCGGCGGCCUGGGCGCAGCAGCCGUGGCAGCUGCAGGAAUGAAGCUGUGCCUGGACGCCUCCCCUCUCCUCGGCUCCCGGGACCUCGGCCUUGCCCUGCACCAU
This is a messenger RNA of Myotis lucifugus (little brown bat), 744 nucleotides long. RefSeq names its product WD repeat- and FYVE domain-containing protein 4-like. Lineage: Eukaryota; Metazoa; Chordata; Mammalia; Chiroptera; Vespertilionidae. The transcript has 5 exons. Gene Ontology annotation, molecular function: protein binding. The annotation marks the transcript as partial. The record is from RefSeq and is a predicted model, not a curated record.